This is a messenger RNA of Exophiala bonariae, 573 nucleotides long. RefSeq lists its product as uncharacterized. Lineage: Eukaryota; Fungi; Ascomycota; Eurotiomycetes; Chaetothyriales; Herpotrichiellaceae. The coding region runs from base 1 to 573 and encodes 190 amino acids. The transcript is spliced from 3 exons. The record is from RefSeq and is a predicted model, not a curated record.
AUGGGUCCCGAUCACGGUGCUCUCGGUGCGACAUUCAAGAUCGCUCGAGUGCUCCAAGCAGCAUCGAUGAUAGCGAUGAUUGGCAUCACGGCGAAUUUCAUCUCUGAGAUGGUCAGCGCUGGUGCGACGCCUCCUGCAAUUCUCAUCGGGAUUCUGAGCAUAGUCUGCAUUGCUGUGCUGUAUUGUGCAAUCACAGUCAUUCUUUACUUCGAUAACAUCCUACCGUUCUUGAUCAGCACUGGUCUUGACGCUCUUUUCUUGAUUGCACUGAUUGUUCUCUCGGUUAUUGUUGGCAAGCCACUUUCCUACCUCAACUGCCAGAUUCUGGACGAGGUUUCCAAUACCAGCUCCAGUGCAUAUGACUUUACCUCGGCCUUGGGUAACAGUCUUAACAAGGAUGGCAAUGUUGACUAUUCGCAAUGGAUCGGGACUUCCAAGGCCACGUGCCUUGAGAUGAAAUCCAUCUGGGGUUUGAGCAUUGCGCUCUGCAUUCUUUUUACCUUCUCGGCGGUGAGCAGCAUCUGCUUAUGGAAGAGGACCAAGCAGCCACCGGCUGAGAAACUCGACGCAUAA